Molecule: messenger RNA, 1134 nt
Organism: Geodia barretti
Lineage: Eukaryota; Metazoa; Porifera; Demospongiae; Tetractinellida; Geodiidae
Source: the annotation of a GenBank genome assembly
CCCAAUUUUCUUGACCCGGCGUAUCGGCCCCGCCUAUACUUUUUGGGCGGUUACGAUAACCCGUUCCCGCUAACGGAUUUCCUCCCAACGCAUCCGCUUCACCCCUCUUGUGCUGCCGUGUCUCAACCUGCAUCCCAACCGCCCACUCCUGAGUUGGUCGACCAGCUUACUCAGACUGCCUUGACCGCCCUUGGGGCCAUUUCCGACGGCGCCGCGGUGGAGGAAUGGCGGGUGUCCUGGCUGGGCCGGCGCGGUCAGUUCACCGGCCUGCUGCGCGGACUGUCUGGGCUGGACCCCGACCUGCGUCGGGAAGUUGGCGGGCGGGCUAACCAGGCCAAGAACACCCUGGAAGAGGCGCUGGCUCGCCGCACCCGCGAGAUUGCCCAGGCCGAACUGGAAGCCAGCGACCGCCUGGAUGUUACGCUCCCAGGCCGACCCAUCAUCACGGGGCGAUUGCAUCCCACCACCCAGAUUGUGCGCGAGAUUUGCCAGGCGUUCAUGGCUAUGGGGUUCAGCGUCGUUGAGGGUCCCGAAGUCGAACUUGACCACUACAACUUCGAGAUGCUGAACAUCCCGUCCGGCCAUCCGGCUCGGGAUAUGUGGAACUCGCUCUGGGUGGAUUACCCCAUGCUGCUGCGGACGCAUACCUCUCCGAUGCAGGCGCGGGUGAUGGAGGCUCAGGAACCGCCGGUGCGCGUGGUGGUGCCGGGCAAGUGCUAUCGCUACGAGGCCACCGACGCGACCCACGAGUGGCACUUCUACCAGGUUGAAGGCCUGGCAGUGGCCGAGGGCAUCACGUUUGCCGACCUGAAAGGCACGCUAUACGAGUUCGCCCGCCGCGUGUUCGGCGAAGACCGCCAGAUCCGCUUCCGGUGCGACUAUUUCCCCUUCGUCGAGCCGGGCGUGGAUAUGUCCAUCUCCAACUUCCGCGACCCGGCCACGGAAGACUGGAUCGAGAUUAUGGGCGCCGGCAUGGUGCAUCCCAAGGUGCUGGCCGGCGUGGGCUACGAUCCCGACCGCUACACCGGCUUUGCCUUCGGCAUGGGCCCGGAGCGAAUCGGGAUGCUGAAAUACGGCAUCGACGAUAUCCGGCAUUUCUACAGCAACGAUGUGAGGUUCCUGCGCCAGUUCUGA